This is a messenger RNA of Neoarius graeffei (lesser salmon catfish), 918 nucleotides long. RefSeq lists its product as uncharacterized. Gene Ontology annotation, molecular function: cysteine-type endopeptidase inhibitor activity. The transcript is spliced from 7 exons. The coding region runs from base 1 to 918 and encodes 305 amino acids. NCBI's taxonomy places the organism in Eukaryota, Metazoa, Chordata, Actinopteri, Siluriformes, Ariidae. Gene Ontology annotation, biological process: negative regulation of endopeptidase activity. Gene Ontology annotation, cellular component: extracellular region. The record is from RefSeq and is a predicted model, not a curated record.
AUGUUGCAGUUUAGCUUUCUAUCACUCAUAUGUUUAUAUGUUCAGAGUGCUAUUACGUCUCCUGUGUUAACUGGGUGUUUGGACCCGACUGUAGUGAACGCAGCUGAGGUGGCACUGGACCAGAUCAAUGCAGCCAGAAAGGAAGGGUACAUCUUCUUUCUCAAUAGAGUGUAUGAUGUCCAGCAAGAGACAAAGGAGGAGAACACUCUCUUACACCUGACAAUAGAUGUGCUGGAGACAAAAUGUCACGUGAUCAGCAGGAAGAAGUGGAAAUCAUGUGAAAUAAGGGAUAUUUCAAGUGUUCCUGUGUUUGGAACAUGUGCUGUAUCUGUCUCCGUUCAGCCCAACGUCACUGUUCAGAACUUUAAUUGCACCAUCCAGAAAAUUCCAGCACGUGCCAUAAUUUUCACUUGUCCAGACUGCCCAACUUCAGUGAACCUAGAUGAUUCUCAUGUAGCAAAGGCAGCACAUCUUACACUUAAAAAAUUCAACAAUCAAACAUCCUCUGCUAAUUAUUUUGCUCUCCUGAACAUAACAUUGGCAAAGAUGCAGUGGGUUGUUGGUCCAGCUUACUUUGUGGAGUACACCAUACAGGAGACAGACUGUGCUAAAACCUUGAGUGAGACUGAGUUGUCUAAGUGCAAACCAACCAAUCAGACAUCUCCAAAGGGCAGCUGCUCUGGGUCACAUGUUGUGGUUAUGCAGACAGAAACUUAUAUAAAAGUUGAAUGUUCAAUCUAUGAAUCGGACCAUGCUUCAGACAGCCGGAUUUCAUCUCCAAACACCGAAACCCCUCCUGGAGAGGUACAUGUUCUGCCCCCUCCAUCUCUCCCAAUGCCUUCAAUAGCCCCACCAACUACCGCUAACUGCCCUGGUGUAAAGAAUCACAGUUAUCGUCUACUGGGAACCGAUAUCUGA